This is a messenger RNA of Cooperia oncophora, 385 nucleotides long. The record is from the annotation of a GenBank genome assembly. Lineage: Eukaryota; Metazoa; Nematoda; Chromadorea; Rhabditida; Trichostrongylidae.
AUGCUUCGUGGAAGCUGUUGCGCCUUCUAUCGAUGACGUACCCACAAUCUACCACGGGGAAGUGUUCACGGAUCGAAAAAGUCAUUUCCAAGCUCAUCUCGCUAGAGUUAGCAGUAAAGAAGAAGUAAAACUAGUGCUCGAUCGUUUGUAUGAAAAUUCGAAAAUUAGCCGUGCAACUCACAAUAUAUAUGCUUAUAGAAUUACUGAGGAGCGAAAUGGACGUGAAAUACGGCUGCACGAUUGUUUUGACGACGGAGAGACUGGUGCUAGUUCUAAAAUGCUUGAACUUUUGGACAAAAUGGGAGCCACCAAUGUUCUGGUACGUGGUUGUGUCACGUUGGUAUGGAGGUAUCCAUCUUGGGCCAGACCGUUUUCGUCAUAUUAA